GUCUGUAGUGUUUCCGGUUCACGACCUUGAACGAACAGGUGCUUGUUGCCACGAUAGCCGGUUCCUCAUCUUCACUUCUUCACUUAUCUGUAAAGAUGCCAGCGGUCCCGUCACCCGCUCCUGCUCAAAGAAAGCCACAGGGCAUAAAUGCCAUUCUGCUCGGACCUCCAGGUUCCGGAAAAGGCACACAGGCCCCGAUGCUUGCUGAGAAGUACUGUGCCUGCCAUCUAUCUACGGGCGACAUGCUGAGGGCUGUCAUAAGCUCUGGCAGCGAGCUGGGGAGGCGUGUGAAGGGUGUGAUCGAUGCCGGUCAGCUGGUGAGCGAUGACCUGGUGGUGGAGCUGAUUGACCAGAACCUGAAUAAGCCAGAAUGUCAGAACGGAUUCCUUCUUGAUGGGUUUCCCAGGACCGUCGGACAGGCCAAAGCUUUGGACAACCUGUUGCUGAAACGCCAAUCACAGUUGGAUUCCGUCAUCGAAUUCUGCAUUGAUGAUUCGCUGCUCGUUCGAAGAAUUACUGGACGUCUCAUUCACAAGAACAGUGGGCGGAGCUACCACGUGGAGUUUCACCCACCUAAGGUCCCCAUGACGGAUGAUGCAACCGGAGAACCUCUGAUGCGUAGAUCUGACGACAAUGAAGAGGCACUACGCAAGAGACUGCAGGCGUAUCAUCAGCAGACGAAGCCACUGGUGGACUUCUACCAACGCAGGGGCAUCCACACCGCCGUCAAUGCUGCUCAGCCGGCUCAUAUAGUCUUUGCUUUGAUAACAGCAACAUUCUCAGCAGCAAGGUCCAAAGACAAAGUCUUGUUUUUAUAGUCUUUGUACAACUCUUAGAAACUGUUUAAUUUUUUCUUCUGCUACAGUAAGAUCUAUUUUUGUUGAUGAUAUUUUCCUAACCAUCUUUUAAUCAUGUUAAUUACGGUUUAAUGAAGUGUGUACAUAGAGAGCACCUGUGUUUAUUUGUACGCAUGGGAUUCUGUAUGUGUGGUUUGCGAUCUGGGUGUAGUAGUUCCUUAGAUAAUCAUGGAUUUGGGGUCAAAAUAACUGAACUUAUCUCGGACUUUAUAGUUAUCUUGUCUUUGUAACCUUUAAACUUUCACCUUAUCUUUGCAUUAGUAGGUAUCCAUGCUUCCAAAUUAAUCUACAAGUAUAUACAUCAUUGUAUGUGUAUAGCCUUUGCAACCUUUGAACUUUCACCUUAUCUUCACAUACUUAGGUACCUAUGUGGAGUGUCAUAUCUAGGUCAUAGUGGUACAAACUGAUUAUAUAUGUCAGCAAAGAUCUUCAUUUGUUCAGUUGGAAGUCCCAGAUGUAUAUGUAUUAAGUGAAAUUCAGUUGAAAUGGUUGAUAGCCUAGGUUGAUAGCCUAUUUGCAUAUAAAAAUGAGUUUAAAGUUGUUGACUAUGUUUAUCCAAGGCCAGAAUAUCUCAUUUUUUGUUACACAGGGCACAAAUAUUUUUGAAAAUUCGAGGUAUAUUUGAGGUUAAUUUCCUCAUAUCAACUCUUGAAUUAAAAGUUGGAAAAACAAAACCUGUGUCAUAAAAGCUCAUUUUCAACUCAACAGAUUUUUUGGUUGGGCUUAUCUGUAAACCUGAAAAUAAAUUGAUCUGAUAUA
Messenger RNA from Haliotis rufescens (red abalone), 1616 nucleotides. Its product is annotated as adenylate kinase 2, mitochondrial-like. Gene Ontology annotation, biological process: ADP biosynthetic process. Gene Ontology annotation, molecular function: ATP binding; AMP kinase activity. Bases 96 to 818 code for a protein of 240 amino acids. The record is from RefSeq and is a predicted model, not a curated record. Gene Ontology annotation, cellular component: mitochondrion; cytoplasm. The transcript has 4 exons. NCBI's taxonomy places the organism in Eukaryota, Metazoa, Mollusca, Gastropoda, Lepetellida, Haliotidae.